GUUUCACGCCUUGCAGCUGUUAAAUUUGUUUUGGAAGUAGAGUACCUGUUCGUUCUGUUUGUUUGCUAUCGUGGAAUUCGGGAAACCUGAUUCCUACAGAUUCUUUUAUUUCUAUAAAAGAGCUAAAUUAGAAGAUUCUGUGAUCAGCUAGAAUGGCAGCGAAGGAGCAUGUUCUGAACUAUGAUCCAGAAAAAAAUUAUGAUGAGGAUACAAUGGCGCAACAGAGAGAGAUUGAGAAGGAGAUUGCAGAGUCUCAGCCACUCAUCAGUGCACACUUUACCUUUGAUGGCAUCAUUGAAGAAUACACAAGAGAAGAUGCGGUUUACCGGCAUAAAAUAGAGGACUUAAAAAAGCGCUAUGCCAAUAUGAGAAAAACUAGAGGAGAUGGCAACUGCUUUUUUAGAGCAUUUGGUUUUGCAUAUCUUGAAACCCUGUUAAAAGACACAGCAGAUUAUCAAAGAUUCUUAGGGAUUGCAGAGAAGUCUAAAGAUGAACUGAUAGCCCUUGGUUUUCCUCAGUUUACACUUGAAGAUUUUUAUGAUACUUUCAUUGACAUAGUGAAGCAGGUAGAAAAUCCUGGUACAGUGGAGAAGCUUUUGGAAACUUUUAAUGAUCAGGGACUCUCAGAUUACUUUGUAGUGUACCUCAGACUUUUAGUGUCAGGUUACUUACAGAAGAAUGAGGAUGAGUACAUUCCCUUUAUUGAUGGGGAGAGAACUGUCAAGCAAUUUUGUAUGCAGGAAGUGGAGCCAAUGGGCAAAGAGAGUGACCACAUCCAUGCGGUGGCCCUGACAAAAGCCCUGCAGGUCCCCAUCUGUAUCGAGUACAUGGACCGCGAGGGAGACAAGUGUAACUCUUUUAUCUUUAACCCUUCAGAUGCAGCAGACGCCCCAACCCCCAAGCCAGCGUUAACCCUUUUGUACCGUCCUGGGCACUUUGAUAUUCUUUACCCGCAGUGAGCGCUUGUUGAACCAUUAUGUUUGUGAGAACUUGCAACAGUUUGUUUGAAGAUAUUUUUUGUUCUGGACUUUUGUUAUAAGAACUAGCAAGAAAUUAGUUUGAUGACUUACAGUGUUAUGAGAGCUAGCAAGGACCUUGUAUGAUACAGACUUUAUUUGUUGUUGUAGAUCACAAAGUUUUGUCAGGCUAGAUAUCAAUUUUUUUCAAGAAAUGUAAAGAUCUAUUGUGGCAACAAAUGUCAGAUUCUGGUCUUUAAAAACUUUCUCAUUCUUCAGAUCUGGUGUUAGGUAUAAUUUAAGGUCAUUUAUUUAUAGUUAAUUCUUUUAUUUAUUUGUACAUGCAUUUUUUAAUUAAAACAUUUUUUUUGGUUUCACAAAUAAAAUUAAUGUAACCAGAUAUAUUAUAAAUUUUAUAAGAUUUUGCGACACUAAGUGAUACACUAAAAAAUAAAAUACUUACAUUGAGAAUGCAGACAUUCAUAUUGUAGAAUUUUAUGAUUAAAAAUCCAUUUAUUUGUUUGCACACAUUAUAAUUUUCUCUGUAAUGUGUUGUCUAUUCUGGGCAAUAUAGCAUAAAAAUGUUUACUAUCAUUCGAAAUUUCAAUUAUAAUUACUGUUAAUUGACUGUUAGUCAAGAUUAUAGCGUCCAAACAGACAUGCUCAUAGUAAUUAAUAUCUGGUUUUGUACUUAAACUAUUUGGGUACUCAAGUUAAAUUAAUAUAAAAUACAACAUCAAGUUUUUUUUGGCCUUAAAAAUUGGUUUAUGUAUAUAAUAUUAAGCAAGAACAAAACUUUGCUUAAAUGUUUUUGCCUUUUGACACAUGUUUAAUAGAAAUGUUCUAGUUGGGUAAUGUAAUAAUACAUUUUAUUUCACACUGGUACAUGACAUGCAAUAUUUUGUUAGGUGUGUCAAGGUUUGUUUUUAGGAUUUUUAUUUUUAGACUUUCUACAUGUUGGGUGCCUAUUGAUUGCAUGUAUGUAUACUGUUAAUUGACGGCAGAUGCACUUUUUUCAUGUAUUGAACCUUGUGUUUAUUAAAUA
Molecule: messenger RNA, 2001 nt
Organism: Physella acuta
Lineage: Eukaryota; Metazoa; Mollusca; Gastropoda; Physidae
Product: ubiquitin thioesterase OTUB1
Biological process (GO): protein K48-linked deubiquitination
Cellular component (GO): nucleus
Molecular function (GO): ubiquitin binding; cysteine-type deubiquitinase activity
Source: RefSeq, a predicted model, not a curated record